Messenger RNA from Annulohypoxylon maeteangense, 2246 nucleotides. RefSeq names its product peptidase family M1-domain-containing protein. The record is from RefSeq and is a predicted model, not a curated record. The annotation marks the transcript as partial. Lineage: Eukaryota; Fungi; Ascomycota; Sordariomycetes; Xylariales; Hypoxylaceae. Gene Ontology annotation, molecular function: epoxide hydrolase activity; zinc ion binding; aminopeptidase activity. The transcript has 5 exons. Gene Ontology annotation, biological process: proteolysis. Gene Ontology annotation, cellular component: cytosol.
GGACCUUCAAUUCAAUAGCAACGGGUUGCUUCGAUGCUGCAAACAAAUAAACCGUCGCAGCUUAAUUCGGCAGGAGGGUCAGUCUGCAUUGGCUCGGAUGAGAGGACAGAAUAGCUUCGUGAGGGGCAGUCUUCUAUUCAGAAGUAUCCAACUCACUAUCCAUAAACUUAGACCAUCAUCGCUUCCGUCAUCCUCAUCUCUCUUCCCGGUGCACGUCCAUUUACGAGGAUAUAGUCUUGCUUCGAAGCGAAUCAUGACCCCCCGCGACCCGAACACCCUAGCCAAUUAUGGCGAAUGGGGCACCAAGCACACUACCGUUAACUUCAAGGUCAACUUUGAGAAGCAGCGAUUAGAAGGCUCGGUUCUUCUUGAGCUAGAGUCGCUGACAGACAAGGAGAGCCGUGAGAUCAUCCUUGACACAAACCACCUCUCCAUCUCAUCGGUUAAGCUUGAUUCCGCCAACUCGGAAUGGACAGUGAAGGACCGAGUUGAACCCUAUGGCGCACCACUGCAUGUCUCUGUGCCAAACGGAGUGGCUCAAGGAGAUGUUAUAAAGUUGGAUAUUGUUCUAGAGACCACUGAGGACUGUGUCGGUUUGCAAUGGAUGACACCCGCUCAAACUGGUAACAAGAAGCACCCAUAUGUAUACUCGCAAUGCCAGGCUAUCCUAGCCCGGUCUAUCUUCCCGUGUCAAGAUACGCCAGACGUUAAGUCAACAUUCUCCUUCAACAUUACCUCGCCUUUACCUGUAGUCGCGAGUGGAGUGCCCGUGCCCUCGGAUGUCAACGGAGAAGGCGACAAGCUGUUCCGCUUCGAGCAGAAGGUCCCUAUCCCAUCUUACCUGUUCGCACUAGCUUCAGGAGACCUCGCUACUGCGCGGAUUGGGAAGCGGUCUGUGGUUUCCACGGGACCGGAGGCUAUCGAGGGUGCGAAAUGGGAAUUCGAGGCGGACAUGGACAAAUUCCUGGAAGUGGCAGAGAAAUUGAUCUUUGAUUAUCAAUGGGGAGAGUACAAUGUAUUAGUGCUGCCCCCAAGCUUCGCUUACGGAGGGAUGGAAAACCCAAUUUUCACUUUUGCUACACCUACUAUCAUCAGCGGUGACCGCCAGAACGUCGACGUGAUUGCUCACGAGCUUAGCCAUAGCUGGAGUGGUAACCUCGUGGGUUGUGCGUCAUGGGAGCACUUCUGGCUGAAUGAAGGAUGGACUACCUACCUCGAACGCCGCAUCGGUGCUGCUAUUCAUGGCGAGCCUCAAUUUGAUUUUUCGGCCAUUAUCGGUUGGAAGGCUCUUGAGGACUCGGUUUCAGUAUUAGGGGCUGAUCACGAGUUCACCAAACUCAUUAUUAGCCAUAAAGGGGUAGACCCCGAGGAUGCCUUUAGUACAGUUCCUUAUGAGAAGGGAUUCCACUUUCUCUGGUACCUUGACCGAUUAGUUGGCCGAGAACAUUUCGACAAAUUCAUUCCACACUACUUCAAGACAUGGGCUAAUAAGUCACUGGACUCGUUUGAGUUCAAGAAGACAUUCCUGGAUUUCUUCGAGAGCUAUGGAAACUCGGAAAUCAAGGAGAAGAUUGCCCAGAUUCCGUGGGAAGAGAGGUUCUAUAACCCGGGCUUGCCGCCAAAGCCUGAAUUCAAUACGGCUUAUGUCGACAGCUGCCUUGCGCUUGCUGAAAAGUGGAAGAGCGAGGACUAUCAACCGAACCCCAAGGACAUCGAGUCAUUCACCGCGAACCAGACUCUUGUCUUUUUACAGGCCGUGCAGAAUUUCUCAAACCCUCUAAGCGCUGAGAGAUCUCGUCUUCUAGGAACCACUUACAAUAUCAGUUCAUCGAAGAAUGUCGAAUUGAAAUCCGCGUAUUAUGCCGUCGCCCUUAAAGCUAACGACAGACAAGAGUUCCCUGGCAUAGUUGAGCUUCUUGGCUCUGUUGGGCGCAUGAAGUUUGUGAAUCCGUUGUACAGGAAGCUCAACGCGCUGGAUAGAGACUUGGCCGUUAAGACGUUCGAGAAGAACAAGGACUUUUAUCCGUCGACUACGAAGGGGCAGAUACAGAGGAUUCUGGGUCUGAAGUAAAAGCCCUUUGAUAGUCUCUGACCAAUAUCAACUCUGACAAAAGUUAGUGAUUCAAGAGGUACCUAGACGUAGAAGAAUCAAAAUACGAGCUGACUAUGACUCGGUACAUAUUCUCUGUCGAAUUAAACAGGCUUUUACCGAUUAAUGUGAUUGAUGUGUGAUAUAAUAAUUAAAC